This is a messenger RNA of Hipposideros armiger (great roundleaf bat), 860 nucleotides long. It is a transcript of the gene CTRC, whose product is annotated as chymotrypsin C. Gene Ontology annotation, biological process: proteolysis. Bases 7 to 813 code for a protein of 268 amino acids. The transcript is spliced from 8 exons. Lineage: Eukaryota; Metazoa; Chordata; Mammalia; Chiroptera; Hipposideridae. Gene Ontology annotation, molecular function: serine-type endopeptidase activity. The record is from RefSeq and is a predicted model, not a curated record.
CACAUCAUGCUGGGCCUCACCGUUCUCGCCGCGUUCCUGGCCUGCGCCUCCAGUUGCGGGGUCCCCACCUUCGCACCCAACCUAUCAUCCCGGGUGGUGGGAGGAGACAGUGCCAGGCCCCACAGCUGGCCCUGGCAGAUCUCCCUCCAGUACCUCAAGGAUGACACGUGGAGGCACACUUGCGGUGGCACCUUGAUCGCCAGCAACUUCGUCCUCACGGCUGCCCACUGCAUCAGCAAUGCCCGGACCUACCGAGUGGGCCUGGGGAAGAACAACCUGGUAGUGGACGAUGAGGAAGGCUCCGUGUUCGUGGGCGUGGACACCAUCUAUGUCCACGAGAAGUGGAACUCCUUCCUGGUGCGCAAUGACAUCGCCCUCAUCAAGCUGGCCAAGUCUGUGGAGUUGAGUGACACCAUCCAGGUGGCAUGCCUGCCCGCAGAAGGAUCCUUGCUGUCUCAGGACUACCCCUGCUACGUCACCGGCUGGGGCCGCCUCUGGACCAACGGUCCCAUUGCUGACGAGCUGCAACAGGGUCUGCAGCCCAUCGUGGAUCAUGCCACCUGCACCCAGAAAGACUGGUGGGGAGCCAUGGUGAAGGACACCAUGGUGUGUGCCGGGGGUGAUGGCGUCAUCUCAGCCUGCAACGGGGACUCCGGUGGCCCGCUGAACUGCCAGGCUGAGAACGGCUCCUGGGAGGUGAGGGGCAUCGUCAGCUUCGGCUCUGGACUCGGCUGCAACACCCGCAAGAAGCCCGCAGUCUACACUCGCGUGUCUGCCUACAUCGACUGGAUCAACGAGAAAAUGCAGCUGUGAGUCAUCCUUGGGACCCGAGGCCGCAAACCCCCACUACCACAAUAAAC